AUUACUCAAACACCUCCUCAGAUUAUCCUCAAACUCCUCCUCAGAUUAUCCUCAACUCCUCCUCAGAUUAUCCUCAGACCCUCCUCAGAUUAUCCUCAAACUCCUCCUCAGAUUAUCCUCAGACUCCUCCUCAGAUUAUCCUCAAACUCCUCAAACUACUACUCGUCUAAUCCUCAGACUCCUCCUCAGAUUAUCCUCAAAUCCUCCUCAGAUUAUCCUCAGACUCCUCCUCAGAUUAUCCUCAGACUCCUCCUCAGAUUAUCCUCAGACUCCUCCUCAGAUUAUCCUCAGACUCCUCCUCAGAUUAUCCUCAAACUCCUCUCAGAUUAUCCUCAGACUCCUCCUCAGAUUAUUCCUCAGACUCCUCCUCAGAUUAUCUCAACUCCUCAAACUACUCCUCGGGUCAAAUCCUCAGACUCCUCCUCAGAUUAUCCUCAACUCCUCCUCAGAUUAUCCUCAACACCUCCUCAGAUUAUCCUCAGCUCCUCCUCAGAUUAUCCUCAAACUCCUCCUCAGAUUAUCCUCAGACUCCUCUCAGAUUAUCCUCAAACUCUCAAACUACUCCUCGGUCAAAUCCUCAGACUCCUCCUCAGAUUAUCCUCAAACUCCUCCUCAGAUUAUCCUCAAACUCCUCCUCAGAUUAUCCUCAAACUCCUCAAACUACUACUCGGUCUAAUCCUCAGACUCCUCCUCAGAUUAUCCUCAAACUCCUCAGAUUAUCCUCAAACUCCUCAAACUACUCCUCGGUCAAAUCCUCAGACUCCUCCUCAGAUUAUCCUCAGACUCCUCCUCAGAUUAUCCUCAAACUCCUCAAACUACCUCUCAAAUCCUCAGACUCCUCCUCAGAUUAUCCUCAAACUCCUCCUCAGAUUAUCCUCAAACACCUCCUCAGAUUAUCCUCAAACUCCUCAAACUACUCCUCGGUCUAAUCCUCAGACUCCUCCUCAGAUUUCCUCAAACUACUCCUCAGAUUAUCUCAGACUCCUCUCAGAUUAUCCUCAAACUCCUCAAACUACUCCUCAGACUCCUCUCAAAUUAUCCUCAGACUCCUCCUCAGAUUAUCCUCAAACUCCUCCUCAGAUUAUCCUCAGACUCCUCCUCAGAUUAUCCUCAAACUCCUCAAACUACUCUGUCU
Molecule: messenger RNA, 1135 nt
Organism: Trichomonas vaginalis G3
Lineage: Eukaryota; Parabasalia; Trichomonadida; Trichomonadidae
Exons: 1
Source: RefSeq, a predicted model, not a curated record